Molecule: messenger RNA, 2878 nt
Organism: Macrobrachium nipponense
Lineage: Eukaryota; Metazoa; Arthropoda; Malacostraca; Decapoda; Palaemonidae
Product: golgin subfamily A member 6-like protein 25
Exons: 1
Coding region: 1-2727 (908 amino acids)
Source: RefSeq, a predicted model, not a curated record
AUGCUUGCAAUGUUACUCAACAAUCUUACCAGUUGUGUGCAGGAGGGACUUGUUUCCCUUUACAACUUAUAUUUUGGACGGGACGUCGCCGUGACCUUGUUUCGGAUUGAUGAGGCAUUGGUGUGCGAGGGACCAGUCGUCACCCCUGCAGUCACCGCCGGUUGGUGGACAGGAGGAAUUCCUCUUGUUGCCGUUGUCGCUGGCGGAGCAGCAGCUUGUCUGACCUCUCUCGCACUCGCCACUUGGCAGAUCCGACGUCACGAGGCAACCCGGAAACAACUGCUGAAAGAAAUCGAAGAUCUACGAAAGGAAAACACCUGUGUUGUUGCUGAAUUCAGAAAGCGCGAGGAGGAGCUCGUCAGCAAGACCGAAGAACUGGAUAUAGAACUGCAGCACAGGGAUCAGCUAGUCCAAGACUUGUUGGCUGAUGAAGAGCGAUUGAAGGAAGACGUUUACAUUCUGGAAGAAAAGUUGCUGGACAUGGAAAGGCUCCUCAAAGAAAGUAGGCUUAGCACCGAAGAUUUAAAGACUACUUAUGAGGAUAUGAUUGCAGAUAAGGAACAUCAAAUUGAAGACUUGUUGGCAAAGGAAGAAAAGAACAAGGAAGAUUGUGCUAAUCUGGGAAGAAAAUUACUGGUCACCCUUACGAACAAUGAAGAAAUGGACAGACGAAUGAAGGAGGAGGCAGAACUUGCAGUUUAUCGUCAAACUCUAAUUGAGGCAAGAGAUGAACAAAUCCAGGUUUUGCUCAUUAAGAAAGACAAAGUUCAAGAGGCCUGUGAUCGUCUGGAGAGAAAUCUGCUUGAGGCUCUCAGCAGAAACGUGGACAUGGAAACGCUCUUGGAGGAAAAAGAGCGUGAAAAGAAUGAAUUGAAACAUCUUUUUGACAACCUGAUUGAAAAGAAGAAUCAUCAGAUCAAAGAUUUGUUAGCAGAAGAAGGUAAGCUUAAAGAAGAAAAGGGACAUUUGGCAGGAAGUCUGGAAGAUGCCCUUAGAAACGUGGAGGAGAUGGAGAGGGUCCUCAAGAUGGAGAAAGAGCAAAAAUUGGAGCUCACAAUUAUCUAUGAAAAAAGGAUUGAGGACCUUUACGUUCACAUCAAAGAAUUGUUGGCAGAAGAGGGUAAGCUUAAAGAAGAAAAAGGGCAUUUGGCAGAAAGACUGGAAGAUGCCCUUAGGAACGUGAAGGAGAUGGAAAAGGUCCUCAAGAUGGAGAAACAGCAAAACCUGGAGCUGGCAAAUAUCUAUGAAAAAAGGAUUGAAGACCUUUACACCCACAUUAAAGGUUUGUUGGCAGAAGAGGGAAGGCUUAAGGCAGAAAGAGGGUAUUUGGCUGAAAAACUAGGAGAUACCCUAAAUACAGUGGAGGAACUGGAAAAGCUCCUGAACAAAGAAAAAGAUGAAAAGGUUGAGCUAACAAAAAAUUAUGAGGAAAUGGUUGACGAGUUGUAUGUUUCCGUCAAAGAUUUGUUGGCGAAAGAAGCUCAACAAAAGGAAGAAAAGGAGCUAUUGGAACAAAAAAUCAAGGAAUUGCUGGCCAAAGAAAAAAAACUGGAAAAGAGUAAAGAGUCCAUGGAAAAUAAAUUAGAAAAGGCCCUCUGUUCCAGUCACCAAAUGGAGAAGUUGUGGAAAGAGGAACAAGAGAUGAAACUAACAAUGGAAAUUAGGUGGCAACAGGCAAUGCAGGAAAAGGAGGAAGAACUAAAUAUGUUGAGGCAAAAAUGUGAGGAAUCUGAUGUGAAAGAGAGGUUGAGAGAGAGGACUGAGAAGCAGAACCUAGAGAAGCUGCAAGAGCUCACAGGAAAUUGUGAAGAGUUACAAAAGAAAAGUCAGGAAGAAAAAGAGUAUUUGGCAGAAAAACUAGGAGAUACUCUAAAUACAGUGGAGGAACUGGAAAAGCUCCUGAACAAAGAAAAAGAUGAAAAGGUUGAGCUAACAAAAAAUUAUGAGGAAAUGGUUGACGAGUUGUAUGUUUCCGUCAAAGACUUGUUGGCGAAAGAAGCUCAACAAAAGGAAGAAAAGGAGCUAUUGGAACAAAAAAUCAAGGAAUUGCUGGCCAAAGAAAAAAAACUGGAAAAGAGUAAAGAGUCCAUGGAAGAUAAAUUAGAAAAGGCCCUCUGUUCCAGUCACCAAAUGGAGAAGUUGUGGAAAGAGGAACAAGAGAUGAAACUAACAAUGGAAAUGAAGUGGCAACAGGCAAUACAGGAAAAGGAGAAAGAAUUAAAUAUGUGGAGGCAAAAAUGUGAGGAAUCAGAUGUGAAAGAAAAAUUGAGAGCAAGGACUGAGAAACAGAACCUAGAGAAGCUGCAAGAGCUCACAGAAAAUUGUGAAGAAUUACAAAAGAAAUGUCAGGCAGCGGAGGCCGCUAAGGCAAAGGAAGAGAUACACAACAGAGAAUGGCGAAGAAAGCAGGCAGAAGCUCUAAGGAAGCAAGAUAAAUUCUUGUUGAUGAGGCUUUUCAAUGGAAUUACUCACAGAAAUAACCUGUUAGAAAAUACAGGAAAGGAAGAGGGUGGAAGAAAUGAACAAGAAAAUGUAAGUCACCAGGAGUACUGCUGUGACCAAGAGGAGAACACAGGAUACUUAAAAAAUCAGUGGUCAGCCGUAAAUGAUAUUGUGAAGGACAUUUUAAAAGGACAAAGCAGUGCUGAAAAGGGCUCAAGCAGCGCGGCUGGGACAUCAGCCAUUGAGGAUGGUAGCUGUUGGUCACCAAUAGAUGCAGCAGAUUAAUCUCCUAUGGUCGAACAAUAGGCCAGGAUCCUGCUUUUGAUGCAGUACUCAGAUGGAGAGGUGCUCUGAAUCCAGUGGUGGCCUGGACUUUGUGGUGCAGGUGACAAUAGUGACACACAGGCAUCUGACAGUGCUGGGUGUUCCAUGACUG